Messenger RNA from Rodentolepis nana, 1038 nucleotides. NCBI's taxonomy places the organism in Eukaryota, Metazoa, Platyhelminthes, Cestoda, Cyclophyllidea, Hymenolepididae. The record is from the annotation of a GenBank genome assembly.
CAUUUGCGGAUAUCAGAUCUUGGACUCGCGGUUGAAAUUGACCAUCACACUGCGUUGAAGGGUCGAGUUGGUACAGCAGGUUACAUGGCCCCAGAAGUCAUACGUGGUGAACGGUACACUUUCAGUCCAGAUUGGUUUGGCCUGGGUUGUAUUGUCUACGAAAUGAUUAUGGGUCAAUCUCCAUUCCGCAAGCGACGAGAACGUCUGAAACGAGAGGAAAUCGAUCGACGAGUAUGUGAAGACGCCGAGGUCUACAAUCAACGAUUUGGCGAUACACUACUGCAGAAAGAUAAGUCCAAACGACUUGGCUGUGAUGAACGUGGUGCAUUGGCAGUGAAGGCUCAUCCGUGGUUUCAUGGCAUGAAUUGGAAGCGACUGGAAGCUGGUCUUAUUGAACCCCCAUUUACACCUGAUCCCCAUGCUGUCUACGCCAAGGAUGUUCUUGAUAUUGAGCAGUUCUCCACGGUUAAGGGCGUCAAGAUUGAGGCAGAGGACAUCAAUUUCUACAGGAAAUUCUGCUCCGGUGCUGUCUCUAUACCUUGGCAACAGGAGAUGCUGGAGACAGAGUGUUUUGAUGAUCUCAACAUUUUCUACAACCCCGAUGGCACUUUAGUUGCUAAUCUAGAUGAAAAUAUGCCACCUUCAAACGAAGAUUCCUCCAAAUCGCAAUGCUGCUUUCCAUUCUUUGGGUUUUCCGCUUCCUCCUCACAUCACAACAGUCAAAAGAACAACAGGGCAAAGUAUGACGCUAUUGCGAAUCGCAACAACGCAGCCGACAUUUCAAAUGAUUUCACACGUUCACCGACGCAAACUACCUCUCCCGCUUCCUCUGUAACGGGUUUGGUAAUAGCUGACCACUUAGAGGGUCUCGCACCUCACUUAGAUACAAAAAUCCUCUCCAAUGACGAAUCGGGGAGAGCCCUUCUUGAUCUUGCUGUGCUGAGAUCUCAAGCUCUCCUCAGUUCCAGUCUUGAUGGUCCAAUUGGUGGGGGCAAGAUCCCUUCGAUCUCAAAUUCGAACGAGCAUUCUCAACAAUAA